AUGCGAGGGGGAUCAGGCCAUCCCUAUUUAAAAACCAAUAUGAUCUUCGAUCUCAUCAACAGCCACCACACAAAUUCUAAAGAAAAAUCGAGCAUUCGAAAUGUUAACUCUAGAACAAGUACAGGGACAAAACCUGGGAUAAAUCGCGAUGUUAGAGAUAAACCCUCAACAAUCCCAUCAAGAGGAUUCAGCAGACCACGACCGAGCUCACCAAAAGGCAGGAGAUCCCCACAUCCUUCGUUUUAU
This is a messenger RNA of Brenthis ino (lesser marbled fritillary), 246 nucleotides long. The record is from the annotation of a GenBank genome assembly. NCBI's taxonomy places the organism in Eukaryota, Metazoa, Arthropoda, Insecta, Lepidoptera, Nymphalidae.